UCGGCUUCCCUCCGUUGUGCCUUACCUCUUACUACGGUCUCCCUGCCCGACUCUUCCCGCCCUUGGAAGGAUGCUGGGGAUGCUGGCGGCCUGACGAAGGAACGGUGUCCCAAAAUAGGCCACGACGCUCAGGAAGCUCUAAGGAAGAUGGGCGGAGGUACUCAGAAGGGCGAUUCGGAGAGGCGAUCCUCGGUUCUCUCUCUCGAUUCCGAGGAUGAGAACAAAUUGGUGGAGGUCAAGACAGGAUGCUGUGGGCUGGACCCCACAACAGGCAGGGGCAAACAGAUCCACUUGGCACAGAUGCUGUUGCUGCCCUUCGUGCCCAUCAUGGCUCUUAUCAUACAAAAUGGUCUCAACAUGGUCAAUGUCCUUCAGUACCAGUACGAAAUGCAAGAGACCAUUGAUCAGGUCCAAAUCAGUACGGGUUUAGGCAACGUGACGGAGGCUCUGCAGUCGGAGAGGGCGGAGAUCGCCUUCUACCUCUUCACUAACGGGUCGGUCUUCCGGCGGAACCUUUCGGAACACUUCGCCUACACCAACUCCCUCAUUGAUAAUCUGAAGUGGCCCAAGUUCCGCAUCGAGGAUCCCCUCUUCAAGAACAAGAUCCUCUUCCGUAUUCGACUCGACGACUUCCGCGACAAAAUCACGAAAUUCGACACGCCCUCCAUCGAUGCCGGAAUCCAGUUCUACAACAGGGCGAACUACAUCUUCUUAGACCAGUUAACGAGAGAGAUCAAAGAAAAAGACAGUUCCGGUGUGUGGCGGCCCCUUUUGGCGUACAAAAACCUCAUCCGGGCCAUCGAACAUUUAGGCAUCUCGAUGGUUUUCGGAGAAGAAUAUUUCGGGAGGGGAGAUCUGGACCACACCUCCUACCUGAACUUUGUCACUAACGACGCACUGGGGCAAGAUUUCCUGAAUGCUAGCAAGAGCUUUGCCUACUGGAUCAAAGACAGGUACCUUCAGCUCCAGCAGACUUACUCAUGGUACUCCAACAUUACUCGGAGACGCCAGGAGAUUAUCAACAGGGUAAAGAUUGAGCCAGAUUUUGAUAAAGCUACAGAGUACUUCUACGCCAUGCUGGGCUACCUGGAUGCGCUUCAGAAGAUCCAGUAUGAAAUCAGGUUCAGGAUUGAGCAGACUAUAUUGUCAGAGGUGACCUCAUCGAACAGCCACGUGGUCGUUGGGAUAGCCAUUUUAGCGGUCGUUCUUCUCAUUUCACCUGUAAUUAUCGUCCUCGUCAGGAUGGUCACAAGAACUUUGCAAGCUUUCACAGAGACGCUACAGUACAAGACCUACGAGUUAAGAUAUGAGAAGAAACGGUCAGAUAAACUCCUCUACCAGAUGCUGCCGCCGACUGUCGCCCAACAACUGAAACAGAGAAAACAAGUGUCGGCGGAGACCUACGAAUCAGUGACGAUCUACUUCUCGGAUAUAGUAGGGUUCACCGAGCUGGCUUCUGAGAGCACACCCAUGCAGGUGAUUUCCCUACUGAAUGCUUUGUACAAGAUGUUUGAUUCGCGUAUUGAACUGUAUGAAGUAUACAAGAUUGAGACCAUUGGAGAUGCAUAUAUGGUAGCCUCUGGUUUACCUCAGAGAGGAGAAGACCAAAUCAAGAGAUCUACGAACCUGGACCGCCUAGUUUACACGCCCCCUGUCUACAAAAUAAUGAGUCAUACGGGUUUAGGAAAAGAGCACGCGGCCGAGAUUGCAUCAAUGGCCCUUGACUUACUCCAUGCCACGGAGAACUUUGUGGUGCCACAUAUGCCCGGAGAAAGACUCCAGAUUCGCAUUGGCAUCCACACUGGUCCUGUGGUGGCUGGGGUAGUGGGCUCUAAGAUGCCGCGCUACACACUUUUUGGCGAGUCAGUCAACAUUGCUUCCAAGAUGGAGUCCACGGGCCUUCCAUUCAAGAUACAUAUCACGGCAUCCACAAAGGAAGCGCUGGAUAAAGUCGGUGGUUUCAUCAUGAAGCUGAGGGGAGAGAUGGAAAUCAAGCUGAGCCAGAGAGUAUCGUCGCAGGGUAAAGGAUCAAUGGAGACCUACUGGCUCAUCGGGAAGCACGGCAAGAUGCCCGAGCGCAGGGUCGAGUCCGACAAGGAGGAGGAGAUCGACGUCAUGGCAGAGAACCCCCACACGGACGCCCGACGCAAGCAGAGGAAGGCGCAGAAGGAGAAGGAGAGGGAAAACAAGGAGAAGUCCACGGUACGCAGGGCGAUUGACUCCAUCAAGGAACACCUGCCCAAGAGUUAGGAGUACUGAAGCCCCUCAAGAAUCCACAAUAAGCAGCUCAUACUACACAGAAGGCAAUGAAAUACCGUCGCUGGAGACCACUCCACUUGAAAAUCAUUUUUUCUGUGUGAAGGAGAAGUUUUCAGAAUAUUUACACGAAAGUGUGCAUUUGGAAUAGCGGAAAAUAAAAUUUUAAAAAAUGGUGCAAGGAGAAAACUGUUUCGUAGAUAUCCGAACAGGAAGUUUUGACCUCAUGUUACAAAGUGAAGGAAAGUCUCUGUCUGACACGAACAGACAAAAAUUUUUUGUAAUUGAAGGAAGAGCAAAAGUGUUUCUUGAGAAGAAGGUGUAGAGUCAUUUCUGUUCUGUGGACAACAUCUAACUGAUUUCGUUUAAAAACAACAUGGAACCCCCUCUACUUGUUUGGUAUAGUUGAAAAUGUCUUUUAGUUUUCAAAUCCAUAUAAAUAUUUAUAAAUAUAUAUACAUGAAUAGGUAUCUUGCAUAACAAGCACGUAAUCGUAGACUUCACUUUAUACAGCAUUUCGUCAUCAACCGUGUGUACAAAAUACCCUAACUUUCGAUGUAAGCAAAGCUGUCCAAAGUCUCAAAGUUUCCAUACAUCUGGAAUACUGAAAUAUCUGUACCUUUAAAAUAGCCUCAGAUAUCCACGCUUGUAAAAUUUCAAGAAUUCAUCGGUGGAGCAAUGUUAAUGUGUGUAAUGGUUCUUUACCACUAGAGGAACUUGUAAUAUAGCUGAUGGCAUCUCUGUACAUAAGUUACAAACAGGUUUUUCAUCACUAGAAAGAAUAUUCUAGGUUAUCCUUACUGUGCCGUAGUUCUGUAAGGUACAGCAAUAGAAAUAAGGUCUUCACUUAGUUGAAUUUGAAUUUGCCUCCUGCUGUGGUUAGAUUAACUUAGCACAUGCGCACUGUGGCAUUCUAGUCUAUCAUGAUCAGCACCCUUGAAUUGACUGAUUACUGGAGUAACUGGGAAUUCAGUGCAUAGAAUCAUUAAAGUGGUAUGAAUCCUUAACAACUGUAAAUUGAUUAAUCUACAAAAGGAAGAAGAAAUCAAAAUGGGGCACUCCUCUGUACGAACAAAUUCUCUGUCAAUAGUAACAACUUUAGAUAAAAAUAUUAUGGACUGAAGGUUAUGUACUUCCUUCGAUCAUUACGAAGGCUCUCGUAACUUACGAGAGCGCAGAAAGGUGUAUUUUUCCCCGUAGUAACCCAUUAUGCUCCUCUUGAAUGUAUUGUAUAUUCACACCAAGAAUUAAAUGACCUUGCUUGCAAACAGGUACAAUAAUUAGAUACUCAUGUUUCACAAACCAAAAGCCUAAAUGUUACACUAACGAUAACCAGUUUUGCUUCAUAAUAAAUACGACGUGAAGACGUCCAACCUGCAGAAGGCGAAUUUCUAACUUUUCCACGAAAAUGUAGUUGGAAACGGCACAAGCUGAUAAAUCAUUUAGGCAUCUGCUUCUUCGUUCUUUUUUUCGUCUUGCUGAAGUUGGGGUUAGAGCGGAGACUGGUGACAUUUAGUCUCAUGAUGACUUAAAGCUGAACUAUCUUGACGAUUUACCUUUCCCGUUCUAUUCGAUAUCGCCCUCCCCGAGUCAAUUUAUUCUUCACCUCUGACCCCAGGUCCUAUGAAAAUAGCUACCUCUUUCAUAUCUACCCCUUGCUUUGUGUUCCCUUAUCUCAUAAAUUUCAUCCCGCUUUAUCAGUGACAAGUACUAUAUCAUGGUAAAACGUUGUAGAGAGCUCCCACCUGUCACUUCUGUCAAGUUUUAUGAUGGGUGAGUGACAGGACCUUCUGGCACCAGUCAGUCCUUUGUGCUUAAACGCUAGAUAGUGCCACUCAGACUUGGUGCCAGUGUCAAACUCGUCUGGCCUUUUAAAUCAAGAUGUCACACUGAUAUAAUUCCUUCUAGUCUUCUGGAAAAUUAUUUUCUGCCAUGACACAGACAUUUGCUGUGUGUUUGCAAUAUCAUUUGAGUAAAUACAAUAAAAACGCAGAGAAGAAAUUUCGCUCAGAAUACCUCUUUCAGUGAAUAUCUUCUUGUAAGAGUGAAAAACAAAAUCUUGGUAUUUUUAUAAUAAGACGUUUUAUCAUGUUGUUCAGUAUAUGUCACUGACUGAUUCCUUUUCACACACCUUUGAUUAUUUUUAUAUUAAGUUAAUCAUGUAUCUUGUUCCUGCACUCUCUCUCUCUCUCUCUCUCUCUCUCUCUCUCUCUCUCUCUCUCUCUCUCUCUCUCUCUCUCUCAAUUGAAAUCAAAGAGGCAAUAAAUGGUUUUGUAUCGUGUAGAAAUUACAGACUAAAUGAGAAUGAGCCUGCUAAUAAGUAUGUGCUGAUCUUACCUGAUUAUCUAAUUACUUAAGAAACUUGGAAGUCCCAGUAACCAUGCUAAAAACCACUUUUCUACUGAAGAAUCAAAUAGUCUCUGACUGCCUUACAAAAUGUCUUUCUGCAUUUUUUUAACUAUCUGCAAAUAACUGACUGCAUAAAGCAAGCCACUGUUCCUUGAAUAGGCCCUUGGACAACACGCGUUUAGAAUGGUAACUGUCAUAUUUAGACAUCUUGAGAUUGGAGAAUGACAUUUCUGGUUCAGAAUGAAUAAUAUCAUUUUAUUCACGAAUACAUUUAAAUUAAUCAUAUUAUAUGCAUAUUUAUGAAACAUUCUUUCCGAGUGUUAUUAUGAGGGGAACCUGGACACCACUUUCUGACUGAUAAUUUUAUGGCAGUUCUUUGCUUAGGAAGACAGUCGAGAAGAAACAUAAUUUCCUGGCCUCUGACAAAUAUCGUUUUCACUGUCUUUGUAAAUGACUGACAUCAUGUAGGAGUUAUCUUAGAAUCUUCUCCCAUUUAGUUUUGAAUAAGUCCUGCACUAAGCCCAGAAACAGCAAACAAACGGACAAACAAUUCUAUAUGUUCUGCACUAGCACAUGAUUUAUGAGCAUAAACAGUCAGGGGAAGCCUCGUUCAGCAUUGUUCACGUGAACAGAAAAAUAAAACUGAUCACUGCAGAUAUCGAGUUUAUAUGAAAGGGUACCUUACAAUCAAGACUGCCAUUUUAUCAUGAGAUCUUUUUAGGAGAGGUUGUCAUUCACAAAUCUGGAUCUCAUCCAGUUUCUAUAGGAUUCGCCAUACUAUUCGUGAUACUGUUACACUGACAUUGGAAGUUAGCAUGCUCUGUGAAACACCUGUUGACCGAAUUUAAUGGUAAAACAAAUAAGACAAGGAUACUUUAUAGGAAUAGUCACCUCUAAUAAUUAUGGCAGUGACAGUACAACUGCUUUGAUUUGUUUGUGAAUACUGCUGAACGACCCAAGAAUUAUUUAGGAGAGUUUGUUUGUGUGCACUGACAGAAAUUCCUCCAACCUUGCCACUUACAUCGCAGUGAGCAUUAUGUAGAAAAUCAAGUUACUUCACUGUACAUAACUACUUUCAACUGUAACAAAUUAGCCAAUAAAUACUAAUUAUU
This is a messenger RNA of Macrobrachium nipponense, 5717 nucleotides long. RefSeq lists its product as uncharacterized. Gene Ontology annotation, biological process: cGMP biosynthetic process; receptor guanylyl cyclase signaling pathway; intracellular signal transduction. The record is from RefSeq and is a predicted model, not a curated record. The coding region runs from base 148 to 2250 and encodes 700 amino acids. The transcript has 13 exons. Gene Ontology annotation, cellular component: plasma membrane. Lineage: Eukaryota; Metazoa; Arthropoda; Malacostraca; Decapoda; Palaemonidae. Gene Ontology annotation, molecular function: guanylate cyclase activity; peptide receptor activity; adenylate cyclase activity.